AUCCUCUAUCACUGCGGGAGUUGUCCCAGGCCGCCGCGCGGAGAAAUGCGCCUCUGUUCGUGUUGGAAACGAAUCUGGGGACGUGUCUGAAGCGCGGUCAAGUUUGACUCAUCGCUUUCCAAGGACAGUUAGUGCCUUCCAUCUUCAUUAACGUGAAUAAAGACCUUGGCUGACUUCUGUCUAGAUCGAAUUUUAAAAGGCAUUGUUUGCUUGGGGGAGAUCAUGCGUCUCUCUCCUGCUCAACAGCACCCCCCCCCGUACCCCAAGGCCGAUCCCAGUCCAGCCAGGAUGGGGGAAGAGAUCUCUGCUGAAGGACAUGGUUUGCUGGCAUUGUCUGCAGGCCUUCUGGAUGCUGUCUUGGCCAGGUUCAUGGGGAGCAUCCCCUCGGCUCUUCAGAUCUUGAUGAUAAAACUCAUCCCUUUGUUUUAUUUUAUUUCCUCGAAGUUUGCAACCUUGCAAGAGCUCUGGGGCAGGACGUGUGACAGAAAUGAAAGUCAGGCCAUAAAGUCCUCUAUUUAGUUUGGUUCACGCAGCUGGGAGGCCAUCACGCGACCAGUACCUCUUAUGAUCUUUACUGUCAUCGCCACCCAGAGGCAAGAGCAGCAUUAUUGUCCUCCUCUGCCUCCAGAACAGAAGCAACGCUUUGACUCUACCCGUUAUCUCCAGAACGCGGUGGCUAGACCUGAAUACCCUGUUAGGAAAGAGCGGUCCUGUUGGCGCCCAGAGGCAAUGUUUCAACGCGUCACCCCCGCACCCCCAUCCCGCCUUAUUCAAACUCCUUGCCCCUAGACAGUGCUUUAUACUUUGAGAAUCCUCUUGGGAUUCUUUGGCGAGCUAUUGGAGUUAUUAGAUUACCAAUAAUCCAGCAACCAUCCUGGAUAGAGAGGAGUGGAAAGGCUUUCUCCAAAUCCAGACAAUGGCCAAACUAGGUCAAAAGGAAGGAGGGGCGGGCCGAGCAGCCAGUUGUAGUUUCAAACCUUGAUGGAGGGCUCUCUCUAGCGUCAGGACGAGGUAAAUACAUCAUCGUGAUUGCACUUGUAAUAAGUGCGGUAACUCCUCAGAUAUUCAACCCGGUCCUGUUUAAAAAUUCCCUUAGCUCAGGGCGAAGGACGAGGAAAACAGAAAACAGGAUCUUGAGAACAGAGAGACCCCAUCUGUGGGGUGCGAGCCUGACCCCGCCUCUGCGCGCGGAGAUGCAACCCGCUACUUUUAGGACUGGACUAGGUUGGGCAGAAACCGCCCCAAAGACGCAAGGGCGCUGAGCACUUAGUGGGUGGUCACAGCGGGGGACAUUCCUGAGACCGAGAGGCAGCCUUGCGGGGUCUUAGAGCUCCGACAGCAGUCGGCGCGGUUACCCUGUCUCUAUGUUUUCGGGGGAAAAUAAGAUUCUGAAAUCCUGGAGCCUGUCUGGCUUCAGCCUGGUAGCUCUGGCUCUAAAGAAGGCUGGGCGGAAACCUCCCCUUUCUUGCCAACGUAGGCGGAAGAGACUUUCAGUUUAGUUUUCUUUUAGGUUUAGUUUUCUUCCCAUUCGGCCAGGUCUAGAAGGUUGGGGACCCUUACUCCUGGGGGACUUUAUCUCUUUGACCUUGACUUCUUACCUACCCAUCCCCUUCUAAAGCAGGGGAAAAAAAUAGCAAACAAGAGGACAAAAAGAAACCCCAAGAAAUAACUUCAAACCCCCAAGACAAACAACAACAAAACAAAAGCAAACAAACUCCAGCCACCCAGUUGUCAGAAUGGGGCAAACUGGAAAUCAUGGAGCGAACCUCGGACUGUCUCCAGACUCCUGGGCUCCACACUCUGCGGUUUUUAGCUUGUUGGGGGCAGGGAUGGGGACCAGGUGGACUCGGGUCUGGAAGCCAGAACCCAUGUGGACGGCGGAUUUAGGGGAAAGGGUGCUCUGUCCCCGGCCAAUGCUGCAUAGCCAGCAAACCCGGAUUGGGCUUCCUGGAAAGUUACUUCUCGUUGGAGCCCGCGCUGGGCAGGAGUGUUCUAUGAAAUCCUCAGAGCUGAGGUCGACUACAUUCCGGGAAUGAGAGGGCUGUGCCAUUCCCCUCGUGGCCCCCUGCUUUGACAGAGUAACAGGAAAAAAAAAAGUCGCACAUAAUGUUAGCUACCGACGUUCAGGAAAACAUUUAUUUGAAUGUAACCAAAUUAAGGGCCGUUACAGUCCUUCCACCCGGCCCUGGCCGCACCUUCCCGGGCUUCUGGCGGAUGGGCAGCAGUGCCAACCGAUCGCCAGGGGGUGGGCGGUCCCAGGAAGACAGGUACAGACAGCCAGUUUUAAAGCAAAAUUUUGGACUGUGAAGCAAGGCAUUGGGCAAAGACAACAUGGCCUCGCCGGCUGACAGCUGCAUUCAGUUCACCCGCCAUGCGAGUGAUGUUCUUCUCAACCUUAAUCGUCUCCGGAGUCGGGACAUCUUGACGGACGUCGUCAUUGUGGUGAGCCGUGAACAGUUCAGAGCCCAUAAGACAGUGCUCAUGGCCUGCAGUGGCCUCUUCUACAGCAUCUUCACUGACCAGUUGAAGUGCAACCUUAGCGUAAUCAAUCUGGAUCCUGAGAUCAACCCUGAGGGGUUCUGCAUCCUCUUGGACUUCAUGUAUACAUCUAGGCUCAACCUGCGGGAAGGAAACAUCAUGGCUGUGAUGGCUACAGCCAUGUACCUGCAGAUGGAGCACGUUGUGGACACGUGCAGGAAGUUCAUCAAGGCCAGCGAAGCAGAAAUGGCCCCAGCACUUAAGCCUCCCCGAGAAGAGUUCCUGAACAGCCGGAUGCUGAUGCCCCAUGACAUCAUGGCCUACAGAGGGCGUGAGGUCGUGGAGAACAACCUGUCCCUAAGAAAUCCCCCUGGGUGUGAGAGCAGAGCCUUUCCCCCUAGCCUCUACAGUGGCCUGUCAACACCGCCAGCCUCGUAUCCUAUGUACAGCCACCUCCCACUCAGCAGCUUCCUUUUCUCUGAUGAAGAGCUACGAGAUGCCCAUGCCCGCAUGCCUGUGGCUAACCACUUCCCCAAGGAACGGACCCUCUCCUGCGACAGUGCCAGGCCAGUCCCCGGUGAAUAUAGCAGACCAGCCAUGGAGGUGUCCCCCAGCUUGUGCCACAGCAACAUCUACUCACCCAAGGAGGCAGUCCCAGAGGAGGCACGGAGUGACAUGCACUACAGUGUGACUGAGGGCCCCAAGCCUGCUGCCCCCUCUGCCCGGAAUGCCCCAUACUUCCCCUGUGACAAGGCCAGCAAAGAAGAAGAGAGACCCUCUUCGGAGGAUGAAAUCGCCCUGCAUUUUGAGCCCCCUAAUGCACCCUUGAACAGGAAGGGUCUGGUUAGUCCCCAGAGUCCCCAGAAAUCUGACUGCCAGCCCAACUCACCCACAGAGUCCUGCAGUAGCAAGAACGCCUGCAUCCUCCAGGCCUCUGGCUCCCCGCCAGCCAAGAGCCCCACUGACCCGAAAGCUUGCAACUGGAAGAAGUAUAAGUUCAUUGUGCUCAACAGCCUCAACCAGAAUGCCAAAUCAGAGGGCACUGAGCAGGCAGAGCUGGGCCGCCUCUCCCCUCGAGUCUACCCGGCCCCACCUGUCUGCCAGCCACCUUUGGAGCCUGAGAACCUUGGUCUCCAGUCCCCAACCAAGCUCAGUGUGAGUGGAGAGGACUCAACUAUCCCCCAAGCCAGCCGACUCAAUAACAUCGUGAACAGGUCCCUGACAGGCUCCCCCCGAAGCAGCAGUGAGAGCCACUCGCCACUUUACAUGCACCCCCCAAAGUGCACGUCCUGUGGCUCUCAGUCCCCACAGCAUACAGAGAUGUGCCUCCACACUGCUGGGCCCACGUUCCCCGAGGAGAUGGGAGAGACCCACUCAGAGUACUCAGAUUCCAGCUGUGAGAACGGGGCCUUCUUCUGCAAUGAAUGUGACUGCCGCUUCUCUGAGGAGGCCUCACUCAAGAGACACACGCUGCAGACGCACAGCGACAAACCUUACAAGUGUGACCGUUGCCAGGCUUCCUUCCGCUACAAAGGCAACCUCGCCAGCCACAAGACCGUCCACACGGGUGAGAAACCCUACCGCUGUAACAUCUGUGGAGCGCAGUUCAAUCGGCCAGCCAACCUGAAGACCCACACUCGAAUUCACUCUGGAGAAAAGCCCUACAAGUGUGAAACCUGUGGGGCCAGGUUCGUGCAGGUGGCCCACCUCCGUGCCCAUGUGCUCAUCCACACCGGAGAGAAGCCGUACCCCUGUGAAAUCUGUGGCACCCGCUUCAGGCACCUUCAGACUCUAAAGAGCCACCUGCGUAUCCACACAGGAGAGAAACCUUACCAUUGUGAGAAGUGCAACCUACACUUCCGUCACAAAAGCCAACUGCGACUUCACCUGCGCCAGAAGCACGGCGCCAUCACCAACACCAAGGUGCAAUACCGCGUGUCGGCUGCUGACCUGCCUCCGGAGCUCCCCAAAGCCUGCUGAAGCAUGGAGUGUUGACUCUUUUCUCCGUAGCCCUUUCUCAGAACCUCCCCAAAGGAUGCUGUAACACUUUACAAAGGUCACCCCAUGAUGUAGUGCCUCUCUCAUCCACUAGUGCAGAUCAUAGUUGGGGUGGGGGGUGGGGGUGGGGUUCGCGGGACCGGGAGCCAAGGCGGCUCCCCUUCCCACACUGCCAUACGACAUUAAGAAAAUACUAUUGCUUCUUCUCCUAUGUGUAAGGCGAACAAACCAUGUCAGCAAAAAGCAAACUCAUCUUCUAUAUCAAAGUAGGGGAGAAGGCAAAAGUUCUGACGUGACAGGUUGCAACGCGAGGAAUGUAAACGUUCUGUGGGAACAGAAAUCUCUUUUGUAUGUAAAUGUGUAUUGUUUUCAAAGACAAGACUUCAGUAUGUUGUCAAAGAGAGGGCUUUAAUUUUUUUAACCAAAGGUGAAGGAAUAUAUGGCAGAGUUGUAAAUAUAUAAAUAUAUAUAUAUAAUAUAAAUAUAUAAACCUAAAAAGAUAUAUUGAAAAUAUAGAACUGUGUUAAAGGCUCGAUUUUGUAUCUGCAGGCAGACACGGAUCUGAGAAUCUAUUGAGAAAGAGCACUUCAGAGAAUAUUUUAAGUAUUGCGUCUGUAUAAGUAAGAAAAUAUUUUGUCUAAAAUGCCUCAGUGUCUUUGUAUUUUUUUGCAAGUGAAGGUUUACAAUUUACAAAGUGUGUAUUAAAAACAAAAAAAGAACAAAAAAAAGCUGCAGAAGGAGAAAUGUAUACUUUUGUUCUAGUUUUCAGUUUGUAUAUACCUGUAACGUGUCCUCACGGUGCCUUUUUUCACGGAAGUUUUCAAUGGUGGGCGAGCGUUCGCCGUCCCUUUUUGAAGUGUAGGCAGACACAGGGACUUGAAGUUGUCACUAACUAAACUCUUUUUGGGAAUGUCUGACUCCUCCCACAUUCUGCGUCAUGCUUGUCGUUAUAAUUACUCCGGAGACAGGGUUUGGCUGUGUCUAAACUGCAUUAUUGCGUUGUAAAAUAUAGCUGUACAAAUAUAAGAAUAAAACGUUGAAAAGUCAA
Messenger RNA from Alexandromys fortis (reed vole), 5524 nucleotides. It is a transcript of the gene Bcl6, whose product is annotated as BCL6 transcription repressor. Gene Ontology annotation, cellular component: nucleus. Bases 2332 to 4458 code for a protein of 708 amino acids. The transcript is spliced from 10 exons. NCBI's taxonomy places the organism in Eukaryota, Metazoa, Chordata, Mammalia, Rodentia, Cricetidae. Gene Ontology annotation, biological process: regulation of transcription by RNA polymerase II. Gene Ontology annotation, molecular function: DNA-binding transcription factor activity, RNA polymerase II-specific; protein binding. The record is from RefSeq and is a predicted model, not a curated record.